ACCAUCAAAUGGACUUUCCACUGAUAUCAUCACUCUUCCGAUCCCUCUUUCGUCGUCGUGCUUGCGCUCGUCCUAUCAAUAGCUUAACCCGCCGGAAUUACUCCCUCUUGCCGAAACUCCCAUUACCGAAGAUCACAGCCGACACCUCCGGCGAGACAUGGCAGCCGCGAACGGCAUUCCUCCAGAAGGACCGGAUGGGCGAGUUUGAAAAGUACCCCAUGGUGGAUGCACGAGAGUUAGCGAGGAGGAAGGAAAGGCCUAAGAGGGUGAAGAUGUUGGUUCGGGAUUUUAUCGAUGGUCGGCUUCUUUCUCUCUUAAAGCGCAGGACUUGGGGACCCAAAAUUGGGGGAUUUCCUUAUUUUCCUAACCGCUUCUAUCCCGGAUCAGGAUUCUAACCGAAGGGUUGGAGCGGAUCUACAGAUAGUCUCUACAAUCCCAAUUACGGCUUCUUCUCAAAAUUUGCUGUCAUCUUCUCUACCGAGAAGCCGUUCGCAUUCAAUCUGAUUCGCGACGAAAACCAGUUUCAAAGGGUCCUCGGAGAACGGUACACUAGCUUUGAAGAUAAGUUGGAUGAGGUGGAGAUGAACCCUGUGAGGCAGCUUUGGCACACGCCCACGGAGCUAUUCAAGCCUUACUAUGGGGAGGCAGUUGCCAGGUACUUGGUGGAGAAUUAUAAGCUCACGCUGUUCCCAUAUAGCGAUCUCAUAAUUUACGAGAUGGGUGCUGGGAAUGGUACCAUGAUGUCAAACAUACUGGACCACGUGCGCCAUAGAGAGCCAGACGUCUACCAACGGACAAAAUACAGGGUUAUCGAGAUCAGCGAGAACCUUGCAAGCCUCCAAAGGGCAAGGGCUGCUGCUGGGGGCCACUCGGAAAAGAUCGAGAUUGUCAACAAGAGCAUAUUUGACUGGAACACAUAUGUUUCAGAUCCAUGCUUCUUCUUAGCCCUAGAGGUGUUCGACAACUUUGCUCAUGACAUCGUCCGCUAUGACCCCCAAACAGAGCAGCCAUUGCAGGGAAUCGUCUUGAUCGACGCUGCGGGUGAAUUUAUCGAGUUUUACACGCCAAAACUAGACCCCACCGCCGAGCGGUACCUAAGAAUUCGACAAAAGGUGGCAAGACCGGGCUACAGUCAUCCAUUAAAAGGACCAAAGCUCCUCCGAAGAUUGAGAGACCAACUCACACCGUUCCCAGAAAACCUAACAACACCGGAGUACAUCCCCACUAAGAUGCUCGGAUUCUUUGACAUCCUUCGAGAACAGUUUCCCGCGCACCGAUUGGUCGUCAGUGACUUUCAUGCGCUUCCGGAUGCUAUCAAAGGGAUUAAUGCGCCGGUUGUGCAAACCAGGUACAACCGAACCAGUAUUCCCGUUACUACCCCAUUUGUACGUGCCUUACAUAUCGUCCUGCAGGUAUCCAUGGAGAUGGGACUAAUGAAGAUGUGACAUAUACAGGUGCAGCAAGGAUUAUUUGAUAUACUGUUCCCUACAGAUUUCGAAGUCAUGGAUGAUAUGUAUAAGGCUAUGACGGGAAAGCUUACACGGGUAAUGAAGCAGGAGGACUUUUUAAGGAGUUGGGCGUAUUUGGAGGAGACGGAGACUAUUAAUGGGGAUAAUCCGAUGCUAAACUGGUAUAAGAACGCCAGUGUUCUGAGCUCGGUUUAGAAUUGGAGGCUAUGUAUUAUAUCAGGAUAUGACACAGUUUUUUGUGUGCAUAAAUAACUAGAUAGCGUCGGGUCCACAUUGAGCUCUUGCUGCUUUUCGAGGGUGUUUCCCAAGAGAUUGGGGUAUCUGUACCGAGCAAAAAGGUGCUAUGUGCUACGUACGACAGCAUGCCAAUUCGCCCCUCAAUCAUGUAUCAUACCUUAGAGUGAUGUUGGGGUCCAGACUAAAUAUGUACAUUAGGUCCAAUUCCUGAGCUCCUAGGAGGCUUUCACCGUCCCCCAUCCAUUAUCCACAAGUUACUCAAA
Tuber aestivum (summer truffle) is the source of this 1969-nucleotide messenger RNA. Lineage: Eukaryota; Fungi; Ascomycota; Pezizomycetes; Pezizales; Tuberaceae. The record is from the annotation of a GenBank genome assembly.